AUGUGCUGCUCCCCUUGCUGCCAGCCCACCUGCUGUGGGUCCAGCUGUUGUGGAUCCAGCUGUAGCUGCUGCCCAUGCUGUGUGUCUAGCUGCUGUCAGCCUUGCUGCCGCCCAUGCUGUGGGUCCAGCUGCUGCCAGCCUUGCUGCAGCCCAUGCUGUGGAUCCAGCUGCUGCCAGCCUUGCUGCCACCCAUGCUGUGUGUCCAGCUGCUGCCAGCCUUGCUGCCGCCCAUGCUGUGUGUCCAGCUGCUGCCAGCCUUGCUGCUGUCCAAUUUGGUGUCAGACCACCUGCUGUAAAACCACCUGCUGUCGGCCUACCUGCUGCUGCCGCCCUUGCUGUGUAUCCAGCUGCUGUCAGCCUUGCUGUUGCUGA
Myotis daubentonii (Daubenton's bat) is the source of this 372-nucleotide messenger RNA. Its product is annotated as keratin-associated protein 9-1-like. Bases 1 to 372 code for a protein of 123 amino acids. The transcript has a single exon. Lineage: Eukaryota; Metazoa; Chordata; Mammalia; Chiroptera; Vespertilionidae. The record is from RefSeq and is a predicted model, not a curated record.